This is a messenger RNA of Diaporthe batatas, 1681 nucleotides long. RefSeq lists its product as uncharacterized. Gene Ontology annotation, cellular component: membrane. The record is from RefSeq and is a predicted model, not a curated record. The transcript has 5 exons. Gene Ontology annotation, molecular function: carbohydrate:proton symporter activity. Gene Ontology annotation, biological process: transmembrane transport; carbohydrate transport. Bases 1 to 1638 code for a protein of 545 amino acids. NCBI's taxonomy places the organism in Eukaryota, Fungi, Ascomycota, Sordariomycetes, Diaporthales, Diaporthaceae.
AUGUCGUCUGUGCACUCCGUAUCCGAGGUGCCUCGGAAGACGACGAUAUGGGAGGAUAUCACGGCUUAUCGGCAGGCUUAUUGGCUCACAGCCGUCGCGUCGUUCGGUGGAAUGCUCUUCGGUUGGGAUACUGGUCUCAUCGGUGGCGUCUUGACAAUGGACGCCUUCCAGCACUCUUUCAACCUUGACCCCAACAGCUCCGACUUUGCCAAUCUGCAGGGAAACAUCGUGUCUGUCUUGCAAGGUGGCUGCUUCUUCGGCGCUGCGGCGUCUUUCUGGCUCAGUGACAAGAUCGGCCGCAAAUGGUCUCUCGUCAGCGCCGACCUGAUCUUCAUCAUUGGUUCCAUCAUCCAGACCUGUUCGGGCCUUGGCACAACGAACCUCACACAGCUUUACAUUGGCCGGUUCAUUGGAGGUUUUGGCGUUGGCCUCAUCAGCGCUGUUGUGCCUACGUAUAUUGGCGAGAAUGCGAACAGGGAAAUCCGAGGUCGAUGCAUUGGGUGUAUGCAACUCUUCAACGUCACGGGGAUAAUGCUUAGCUAUUUCGUCAACUACGGUAUCAGCAGGCACAUCACGAGCUCCACCGACUCGACGAAAUGGCGCGUUCCCUUUGCCCUGCAGAUCCUUCCGGGUACUCUCCUUCUCCUGGUCCUCUUCGAGAAUGAGUCGCCACGCUGGCUCGUCGAGAAGUUCCGCAUUGAAGAGGCCAGGAAAGCCCUGUCCCGAGUCCGAGCCCGCCCCAUUGACGACCCGGCCAUUCGAGAGGAGCUGCAAGAAAUCGUCGCCGACUUCGAGGGCAAGGAGAAGCUGUCUUUGACUCAGCAGUUGAGACUCGCCUUCUCCAGCAAGCAGAUGCUCUACCAGUCCUCUCUCGCCGUCAUACUGAUGUUCUGGCAACAAUGGACCGGGACGAAUUCAAUCAAUUAUUACAGUCCACAAAUUUUCAAGAGUGUCGGCCUGGCGAGCAGCUCUGCCGGCCUCUUCGCUACAGGAAUUUACGGUGUUGUCAAGGUUGUUUUCACUGCACUCGGAUUGAUGUUCGGUGUUGAGCAAGCUGGUAGAAAGUGGUCCCUCAUCUGCGGUGCUGCCGGUCAAGCCUUUGCCAUGUUCUAUAUCGGCAUCAACCAAGCAGUACACCCCAACGACUCGAGCUUGUCAGGGAACAACAUAUUCGCAAUCAUUUGCGUGUACCUGUUCGUAGUGUUCUACUCGUUUGGCUGGGGUCCUAUCCCCUUCGUCCUCUCGUCGGAGUGUUCCCCCAAUCAUGUACGAUCUCUUAUCAUGGCUGCGUCUCUGAUGACUCAGUGGCUCUUCAAUUUCGUCAUUGCAAAACUCACACCUAUCAUGCUGGACCGCAUCACGUACGGGACGUUUCUGUUGUUCGGGUCUUGUUGUAUCCUGAUGCUCCUGUACGCCGUCUUUUUCGUCCCGGAGACGAAGGGUGUCCCACUCGAAAGCAUCAACCUUCUCUUUAAAGACAACAUCGUCGCUGGAGCUACUAAAGACACCAUCCCCAGGUUUAGCCGCGCAAGGAAGAUGCAGGCGCAUCAUCUAGCAUCGGGACAGCGGGCUGGCGAGCAAGGUGGGAAGGAUUUGGAUGAUGAAGAGCGAGAAUCACAAGCAGUGCAUGUGGCCUGAAGGACCAGAGGGCCGAGCUACUAACGUUGAUGUCGAGGCCUGU